This is a messenger RNA of Paramisgurnus dabryanus, 3185 nucleotides long. It is a transcript of the gene mansc1, whose product is annotated as MANSC domain containing 1. The record is from RefSeq and is a predicted model, not a curated record. Lineage: Eukaryota; Metazoa; Chordata; Actinopteri; Cypriniformes; Cobitidae.
GACACGCAAUACUAACCGCUUACAUAUCAUCAUCUUCAUCCAGUGGAGGACAAAGACACAGAAAUGGGUCACAUGAGCGACUGAUCCACGCACACAACGCACACAGAUCUAAUGGUCUGUAGGAUCCUCUCGUCCUGGCUGUAUCCUUUAAACUCCAGAGCCAUGUCCAGCAUUCCAGGUCAGUCAGGAUUCAUGUGGAUGAUCCUGCUGCUCACUUGUGUCCUGCCACACAUCUGCAGCAUGAUGUCAGAGUCUGACAAAGAGACGUGUUAUUCCCAGCAACAUCGAAGUGUCACUGUGAACAUACACUUGGCAGUAACAAAGGGAACUAUCAUGAGUCCCAGAGAGAAGCCAUCAGAGAAAGAUUGCAUUUUGACCUGCUGCUCAGAAGAUGUGAACCCAGGUGUGAAAUGCAACCGGGUUGUUUAUAAGCCACCAGAAGAGUCUAGCAGUGAAAACUGUUACCUGUUCUUCUGUCCAAGUGAGCAGGACUGUCCUCUUAUGACAGCCGAACUUGGAGUCAACACCUACAACAUUUUCAAGGGCGUGACUUAUCCAACAACUAAAGUUAUAGGAAGAGCAGCAGCCAAACCUUCAACUAAUCUAAACCCAAAACUGAACACAACAACAUCAACCACAAAACCACCACCAACAACAAUGAUCAAAACACCAGUUGCAACUACAACAAAACCAACAAUCACAAAACUACCUAUAACAACAACAACAUCUGCUACACCAUCACUUGGCCCCACCACAGAAGCCUCAGAGUCCCCAACAGAAGGGCCAACUGAGCUACUUAAAACUGCAUCUAUGACCGGCGCUACAGUUGCUACGACGACAACAACUACCACACAGUCCACAACUACAACCACUACACAGCCUACUAUGAAAAAAGAAAACAAAAGCACCACAACUAAAGCGUGUCCACCUGCACGGCCCGCUGCCAAACCCAGCAGACCCAGAAAACCCAGCACAUCUUUGAGGGGACCAGAAACCCAUUCAGUAAAACCUACCAAAGCCAAAACAGCCACGACCCACCCGAUCACCAGCACUGCACCAUCAACUACAGCUCCAACCACAACAUCCAUGGCAGCACCUCAGACCAGCGCAGGAACUACUGUAGAAAUCGAUUCAAAGGAGCGAGCUCUCAAACUGGACCCUCUGUUGCCUCCUGUGCUGGGAUCUGCUCCAGUAAAGCCCAGGUUCUCACGGACAAUAUGGAAAAACAGCCUGGUGGCCGUUGUGGUGAUCACAUUAAUCUUUCUCCUUCUCAUUUUGGCUUUGGUGGCUCGUAAAGCUAUGGAGUCCUUCGACCGACGUCACUACACGAGACUGGAACUCAAUGACCUUCAUUACGAAGUUUAACUCAUAAUGAUGACGAUUGGACAAAGAAACAAUUCAGUCCAAAAUUAAAAAUGGGGGAACUUACUUUUCUAUCUAUUUUUAGUAUUUGAUUCUCACAAUCAGAAAUUGUAAAUGUUUCUCUGUGAAGCUGAAUAAAAAUAAAUAAAUAAACUGACACAAAAAUAAGAAGCAAUACACUAAACUCAGGAAUCCUUAAAGUGUGAAACUUAGGGGUGAAAUCUUGAACAGCAUCAUUACUGUAAGCCUCAUAUUUUGUUUCUGUGACCUUCUUUCAUGAUGCUUAACCAGAAACAUUUUGUCAGUACAAGGAUCUUAUAUUGGUUUAAGUGGGAAAAAGGACAUUCGGAUAUAAACAUCAUUAUAAUUAUCUUGUGUUGAAAUUAUCCUUUGUAACUGUGGGUUCACACCAGCCGCGGAAGAGGCGGCAAAAACGCGCUAUUCGCGCGUAGUUGGAUGCUUGAACAUUUGAGUUCACUUGCUUCAUUCUCGCAUGAAAGCCGCGGGUGAAAUUCUAGUCAUUCGAGAAAUUCACGCGGAAAUCCGCGUCAUGGGAGGGGCUUCUGCGACUCCGAGGAGACUACACCAUAGAUAUGUAUAUAAAGGCUAGAUGGCUCAAGGCGGAGUCAGCUGUGUCGUCACUUGGCGGCCAUCUUAGGUCAGUGCUGCCAUAGUGCUGCUCCCUGCUGCUGUGGACGGAAGGUGAGUGACAUACGCCAACUAAAAUGCUCGUAACUUGCUGAAUUCUUGACGGAUUUAUAAACGGUUUGGUUUUUUACAAACUUUAUUAACGUGGCUAUAAUUCUGGAUGCUUUAACAUGUUUCAUGAAUUUUUUAUUUAUUUUUAGUAUACGUAUUCAGUGUCAUAGGUACAUCUUUGACGUUUAUAACAAACCAAUCCGUUUGAAAAUCGGUAAAAAAUUAAGCAAGUUAUGGUCAUUUAAAAGUACCUGCAUCAUUAAAACUCAAUGCUACGAGUGAGCGAGCGCCCUGUCCUAAGAUGGCCGCCAAAAUGCGGACGUUGCACUCAAUUGGCCAGCAGCGCGGACGAGCCAUCUAGCCUUUAUAUACAUAUCUAUGGACUACACCACUCCGCUCGCUUCCUGUAAUCACGUCACUACUACAGCAAGCUCCUGAUUGGUUAACGCGGCGCGGAAUUCAAAAUGACAUAAAACCGCGCCGCAGGAUGCCUAAUCGUGUGUUUGCAUUGACUUAACAUGUAAAUCAUCCGCGCUUGCCGCCUCUUCCGCGGCUGGUGUGAAUGCACAGUUAACAUGUAAAUCAUCCGCGCUUGCCGCCUCUUCCGCGGCUGGUGUGAAUGCACAGUAAGCGUCUCUCUCUGAUUCUCAGAAGUUCAGCACUAAAAUAUGAAGUGUUUUGUUUUCACACAGGCUAUAAUUUAAUGUGUACCACUGCUGAUGUGGGUGUUUAUUUUACUGUGUUUUCUUCUUGCACAAUGUCAAAUUCAUUUUACUGGACAGUUAUAUUUCAAUUGACAAAAUUAUCAUGAGCUUUUUUAACUUUCAAUACUUGUAACUGUAUGAGUGGUGCAACAUUUGUAAUUUAGGCAGAAAUUUUCAAGGUUUUUGUCCUCUAAUGUAUGCGUUUUAUAGUGGAGGCGGUCUGAUAUCGAUCAAUCACUGAUCAAACGCAUGAACGAUCUUUAUCUAUUAUGCUGCUUCCCUUUUUUUUUAAACAUGUUAUUGUAUAUGUUAUAAGUUUUUGGUGAGUGUUGGCUUUUACAGACAAUUUGACAUUGAUGUAAUUAUUUCUCUAGUAAGAAAUAAAAGAAAGUAUUUUAAAUGUAAUGAUUUGUCACAUCU